Messenger RNA from Fulvia fulva, 1455 nucleotides. Its product is annotated as NADH-ubiquinone oxidoreductase. Gene Ontology annotation, molecular function: NADH dehydrogenase (ubiquinone) activity; quinone binding; NAD binding. The coding region runs from base 1 to 1455 and encodes 484 amino acids. The record is from RefSeq and is a predicted model, not a curated record. Gene Ontology annotation, biological process: mitochondrial electron transport, NADH to ubiquinone. The transcript has 2 exons. Lineage: Eukaryota; Fungi; Ascomycota; Dothideomycetes; Mycosphaerellales; Mycosphaerellaceae.
AUGGCAGCGCCCUUCGCACGGCUGGCCUCCAAUGGCUUCCAGCGAGCAUGCCUGCGCCCAGCGCGCCAGACGGCCACCAAGAACUCCCUGCGAUGCCUCUCGACCACACCCGCACGAAGAAUGGCCACGCCCACUGAAGCGCAUCCCAACCCAAUCCAUGGCAACUCCUUCCCAGCACACAGCGGCACACGCCUCAUACCCGUCGAUCCCUCAUUUGGCCACCCCGUCGACCCGAACAAGACGGCCAUGAACAUCCCCAACGUAGACGCCGCCACUCCGGACGAGCGGAAGAUCCGCCACUACACUGUCAACUUCGGUCCACAACAUCCCGCCGCCCACGGUGUGCUACGACUGAUCUUGGAGCUGAAUGGAGAAGAGAUUGUGCGCGCAGAUCCCCACGUGGGUCUGCUACACCGUGGCACGGAGAAGUUGAUCGAGUACAAGACAUAUCUGCAGGCACUGCCAUACUUUGACAGACUGGACUAUGUCAGUAUGAUGACCAAUGAGCAGUGCUUCUCGCUGGCUGUGGAGAAGCUGUUGAACAUUGAGGUACCCGAAAGAGCCAAGUGGAUCAGGACACUGUUUGGAGAGAUUACACGCGUCUUGAACCAUCUCAUGUCUGUGCUGUCCCACGCUAUGGAUGUCGGUGCUCUGACACCUUUCUUGUGGGGUUUCGAGGAACGUGAGAAGCUCAUGGAAUUCUAUGAGCGUGUCUCUGGUGCCCGUCUCCACGCAGCAUACGUCCGACCUGGAGGUGUAUCUCAAGAUCUGCCAGUCGGCCUUCUCGACGACAUCUACCAAUGGGCAACACAAUUUGGCGACCGCAUCGACGAGACGGAAGAGAUGCUUACAGACAACCGUAUCUGGAUCGGCCGAACCAAGGGCGUUGGUGUCGUCAACGCCGCUGACGCUCUCAACAUGUCCUUCUCCGGCGUCAUGCUCCGAGGCUCCGGUGUGCCUUGGGAUGUCCGCAAGUCGCAACCCUACGACGCAUACGACCAAGUCGAAUUCGACGUCCCAGUCGGCCAGAACGGUGACUGCUACGACCGUUACCUUUGCCGAAUGGAGGAGUUCCGACAGUCUCUCCGCAUCAUUCACCAAUGUCUGAACAAGAUGCCUGCCGGCCCUGUCAAGGUCGAGGAUUACAAGAUUUCGCCACCUCCACGUGCCGCCAUGAAGGAGAACAUGGAGGCCUUGAUUCACCACUUCUUGCUUUACAGCAAGGGUUACACAGUCCCACCCGGCGAGACAUACUCCGCCAUCGAGGCGCCAAAGGGUGAGAUGGGUGUAUAUGUUGUAUCCGACGGCAGUGAACGACCAUACCGAUGCAAGAUCCGCGCACCUGGCUUCGCACACUUGGCAUGCUUCGAUCAAGUGUCAAGAGGGCACUUGCUCGCAGAUGCUGUCGCUAUCAUCGGUACCAUGGACUUGGUGUUCGGCGAGGUCGACCGAUGA